Messenger RNA from Sus scrofa (pig), 4348 nucleotides. Lineage: Eukaryota; Metazoa; Chordata; Mammalia; Artiodactyla; Suidae. The record is from RefSeq and is a predicted model, not a curated record.
AUGGAUAUUCCGGUUAUUGAUAAUGCCAGCGAAGUGACAGAGUUCGUCCUGGUGGGUCUGUCUAAUCAUCCAAAAGCCCAGGCUGCCUUUUACUGCACCAUGGUAGCAGUGUACCUGGUCACGUUGGUGGGCAACGGUCUCAUCAUUGUCAUGGUUAGAGUGGAAAAGCAGCUUCACACCCCUAUGUAUUUUUUCUUAAGCAAUCUGUCCUUCCUUGAUAUCUGCUACUCUAGCAAUUCAGUGCCUUUUUUAUUGUUCAAUGGUUUAAAAGACUACCCCACCAUUUCCUAUACUGGUUGUUAUGCCCAGAUGACCAUCGCUCUUUCUCUGGGGAUGACAGAAUGCCUCCUCCUCGCUGUCAUGGCUUAUGACAGAUUUAUUGCAAUCUCCAAUCCCCUGCGUUACUCCAUCAUUAUGAAUCACCAGGUCUGCGUACAGUUGGCUGUGGUAACCUGGGCUAGUGCCUUUCUUUUAGCAAUAAUACCAAUCAUUGCAAUUCCUGCCCGUUUUUGUGGACACAAUAUCAUCAACCAUUUCACCUGUGAGGUGCAGGCCCUGUUGAAACUCAUCUGCUCGGACACCCCAGUCAGACUUAUUCUGGGUCUCGUCAUCAGUAUAUUCACACUGCCUCUGCCCUUCACCUUCAUCCUCAUUUCCUACUUUUGCAUUGUGGUUGCCGUGCUGAGGAUCCGCUCUGCAGAGGCCAGGCUCAAAGCUUUCUCUACCUGUGGCUCCCAUCUGACUGUGGUCACCAUAUUUUAUGGGACCGCCAUCUACAUGUACCUGAAACCUCAAUCAAGGGAGUACCAGGACCAGGGUAAAGUCGUGUCUGCAUUUUAUGGUGUUGUAACCCCUAUGCUGAACCCUGUCAUUUACACCUUGAGGAACAAGGAUGUGAAAGAAGCCCUAAGAAAAAGAAUUAGGAAGAAAAAGUCCUAAAAGGGGCAUAAAGAGCGCAUGGAGGCUCAUCUAACCAACAUCUUGACACCGACUUGUAAAACAUAACAAGGUACAAAUACUAGACAGUAUUUUAGUAAGGUGAUUAGUUUCAAAUGCAUUUUUUAAAUUUCCAACAAGCACAUGAUAAAGAACGUCCCACUGAGAAAAACAUGUUAAACAUUUACAGUGCCAUUCAUUGAUGGAAUAAAGUACAUAGGACAAUCUUGUGGGAAAGCUUAAAAACAAAAUAAUAAUUAGUACAUUUGAAUCCUGAGUAGAGUUUGUUUUACUGAAUGAGAAAUACUCUAUAGACUCCCUUUUAUAGAUGACAAAGAGCAAAGUUGUAAAAUGGACAAUUCUUAUCUCAAUACUUUCUGUGUGAGCCAUAUCAUGACCCAGGCUUAGGAGUGAUGGAUGUGACGGGGUAGAGAGAAGAAAAUUACACAACUGCUGUAUAAGACUUUCACAUAGUAGGUUUUCUGCUGAAGCCCAUUCAAGACUCUGUAUACCUUGAGGGCCAGAAACAAUGACACUACGGAACUUAAAACUGCAUGUUUUGAUCUGUAAAUAAGGCUGCAUUUUCUCUGCAAAUGUACCCUACCCCUGGAUAACUGCAUGCAAUUUCUAAAGUUGCUGACCUCACAGAGAGCAAAUCUAACUCAGGAGGAACUCCUUGAAAAACAGGCAUGUACGAUAUCCUUUGAUUAUGAAAAGUAUCAUUCUCAUUAUUUUAAAAUACAUUAGGGGAUAGAGAAGAAAUGAAAUGUCACCUAUAAUUCUAACACUCAACGAAGCUUGCAUAGGUUUUAGAACCUGGAAGACAUGUAUUUAAGUCUGUCGCUCACAGUUGUGUGAGAUUUAGUUAGUUACUCUCCAUCUUUAAGCUUCAAUUUUCUCAUCUGUAAAAUGAAGAUUAGAAGAGCGACUGCCUCGCAAAGUUGUUUUGAGAAUUAAAUGAGAUAAUACACGCUAAGCUUCUACCACAAGGUCUGGCACACGGUGGGCACAGAAUACACAUCGGUCAAAAAAGAAAAAAACCUGCCAAUUUGUUCUCUAACACAAAACAUUGUUUGACUAUUGAUUAUGCCUAUGUAAAUAAUGACUAUAUCAUUUUUAAAAAUAAUCCAUGAGAAUAGGAUAGGCCGAAAAAAUGUGUUCUCACUGCGGUCUUCAUUUGAAUUUAUCUUAUUAGAAAAAGGGUGAAUGUGUUUCUCCUAAUUCAUUGGUCAUUUGUGUUUCAACAGUCAGGGUCUUUGUUGUUGGGUCGAAAUGAUAACGAACCAAUCCAAUUUUGGAAACAAAAUGCUGCACAGUAACACACAACGAAUUAACAGCCCCACAAUUUGGUUCAGCAUUGACUGACUCCACCAUUGUUUCUAGACACAUCCUGACAGGCAGAUCCCCAGUUUGAGCCAUUUUAUGUCACUCUGGUAAGCACACCUGCGAUUAACAUUGCCUUACAGGUUAACAACAGGAGCUGAUCGGACACUGUUGUAAAUGCAAAUGAAAAUAAUAAAACUGUGGGAAUCCCAAUAGAGAACUCUUUAGAAAGAGAAUCUAUGGCGUUAUGUAAAUUUUGUUGUAAAGCUACCAUUUGAACCUUGACCAAAUUCUUGUGCAAAUUUUAUUUCGGGUGCUCCUAAUACUUCGCCAUUACCUAACGUGUCCCUGAAACCAAAGGCAAAGUAUUCCUAACAAACUACCAAGACAUGGUGAGCAGCCAAAGUUACACACUAGAGGGGAAACGUGAUUCCUCAAAAGGAAGGAAAAAAUGGAGUACAACUGCACCCCUAAUACUUACUGGAGUUUGAUCAUUUUCAUUAGCGACUACGAAGAGGUAGAAUAGAACAAGCCGUGAGAUGUGCCUUUUGCUGACAGAGAGAAAUUUAUUGGGGAGAGGCAGGGAUGUUUUUAGCUGCAAGAGAUUAGACAGGUAAACUAAUGUCUUCCCUUCUGAUUACCUCAGGAAGAAGUUAGACAGAGUUCUCUCUAGAGAGAAAAAUACGACACAUCUAGAAGUGGAGAACAAGCUGCAGGAGGACUUCCGACAUGAAGUCGAGAGUCUGGAUGAAUAGAAAGUCUAAGAGAUUAUAACAACUCAUCAGUCGGAGAUACGUGCGUCAGGUGCCUUUCUGUUAUAUGUUUAAGUGAGAGUUGUUUUCUUAACGCCUUCAUUGUAUUGCUAAGUAAACACGUUAGAAUUAUAAUAAACAGGCAAUACUUGGGAACUACAUGUGCCUUGGGAAACUUGUUUAAAUUUCUUAUCUCUGCCAAACAGCACUUAUGACUUGCAGCUGAUGAUGGGCAACUCUGCCUCCCUGCACACCAUCUCCUCAUAAGGUGUGCCAAAAUCACAAGGCGACCUCUUAAAAGGUUGAACUGACCCCUUAAAAAUUGACAUCACUGAGAAAAGAGCCUCGUGCUGUGUACUGGCAGCAGCACAGGGAAUAAAAAGCACUUGAGAGCCAUAAUCAUAACUUUUCCUGGAAGUGUUUUAAAGAAGGAAAUUUAAAAUUUGAGAACAGCUAAGGCUAUAUCAUUGGUUUUCAAGUGUCUGUCAACACCACCAGUACUAAGCAGUGAGUUGAAUAAUGUUUCCUGACAAUACUUUCCAUUAUACAGACAUACCAAAUUUUGUUUAUCUAUUCAUCAGGUGCCUGUCCCCAUGUUUGCAGAAAUAAGAACCUUCAAGAUGUAAAUACAGGUGUAUGCAAAAUUAGAGAAAUAGGAGAAUCCGUGCCAUAGAAAUAUAUAAAGUUUCCAAUUCUUCUAUAUCCUAGCUAAUGAUUGUUAGUGGGCUAAAACUGGUAUCUCAUUAUGAGAUUUGCUCCCAUUCUGUAGGUUGUCUUUUAACCUACUUGGUAAAGCCCUUUGAAACACAAAAACUUAAUAAUUUGAUGAUAUUCUUUAUCAUUUUCCUUUUGUGGCUUGUGAUUUUGUCUAAUAUUUAUAUCCAUGCCACAGAUAUUUGUGCCUAUGUUUCUUCUAAGAGCUGCAAGAUUUUAACUCUUACAUUUAGGACUUUGAUCUAUUUUGAGUUAACGUUUGUAUGUAGUGUGAGGUAGUGUUCCAAUUUCAUCUUUUUGCAUGUGGAUAUCCACUUGUCCCAACAUCAUUUAUUGAAAAGACUUACUUUCUUCAUUGAAUUGUCUUGACACCUGUGUCAAAAAUAAACUGACCAUAAAUGUAUGGGUUUAUUAUUAGAUGUUGAUUCCACCUCAUCGACCAUAAUGUUGAUCUUUAUACCAGUACCACACAGUCUUCAUUACCAUAAUCUUUUAGUAAAUUGCAGGUUGGGAAAUUUAUGAAGCUUACAACUUUGUUAGUUUUCAAGGUUGAUUUGACUACUCUAAGUCCCUUGCAGUUCCAUAUGAAUUUUAGGAUUGACGGAGUUCCCAUCGUGGCUCAG